AUGACAGGAAUGGACGUUUUGGGUUUGACCUACUCAAACCCGAGCAUUCAGCAGAAAGCGCAGAAUGUUCACCCUUACACCUCAUCCAUCGCUUCAUCCGCCUCAUCAUCGUCCUCAUCUAUCUUCUCCCUUGACUGCGUCUCCUCUCAGAGUUCGAUCUCUUCAUCGUCCACUCACAUGGUAGAUGUCAUCUGGGAGAACGAAGCGUCUGGUGAGACGCCGGUGACCGGAAGAGGCCUGGCUCAAUCAAGUGAAUCGAGUUCCCGUUACCCCCGGGGAAGUGUGAGGGCAAAUGUUCCCAAAGUGGCUGACACGGCAGUGCCGCCUGAGUUGCGGAAGAACCCUCGACGUACCAACAGCCUUGGUGUCUCAUCGAACGGUGCUCCCUCUUGCGUGCGCGCCCCGCCGUCUCUUGUUCGUCAAUGUGAGCGGAAAGUGAACUUCGUCGAUAAUCUCGUCGAUACUGCGGCGCAAAUAGUCGAGACGAUAUGGCCGUUGUCGGUCGUCUCUCUUCGCGGCGAUUCUACCCUGGGCUGCAAGGGAGUUCUGCCUCUGCGUACCUUCAUUCAGGAAACGCUCAGGCGAUCCCGCACAAGUUACAGUACUCUGCAGGUGGCGCUCUAUUAUCUGAUCAAGAUCAGACCCCAUGUGCCCAAACAUGAUUUCACAAUGGAACAGCCUAGGGAUAAGCCGCUCGCACGCGCCAUGCAGUGCGGUCGACGCAUGUUUCUCGCCGCCUUGAUCCUCGCGUCCAAGUAUCUACAGGACCGCAACUACUCCGCCCGAGCCUGGAGCAAGAUUUCGGGCCUCAACACGGUCGAGAUCAACCAGAACGAACUGAUGUUUCUCGACGCCGUGAGCUGGAGGUUGCACAUCCCGGAGAGUACGUUCCAGCGCUGGACAGACAUUGUCCUCAGGUACACUCCUGGUGCUGGAGCGCCGCCUCCCGCGGACGGUCAGUGCUGGCGCACGAUCAUUCCCAAGCUCACGCCUGAGCUUGAUUUUGUCGAUCCCGAACCCGUCAGCCCCUGGGGUUUCGGAAGCUUCGAGAUGGACUGUGCUGCGGAAGCACCCUGCAGCGAGAUGUCGACACCGAGUCUCUCGUCUUCCCACGAGCAGACCCCGACAUGCGCUCGCAACAUCCCUCUCACUCUCGAGCCGACCCCUCGAUUGGAGUAUCACAACCCAUCUCUGCCUGCGCUUCCCCGACCUGGCUUGCUACCGACUCCUCAGAUGACGCCUCAGUCGAGCGCCGCUUCCACUCCUGCUGUGAGUGUCAGCGGUUUCUAUCCGCGGAGGCCAUCCAUCUGUUCAGCGAUGUCGCAAGCUCAGAGCCUGUGCACGGCGCGUUCGACGCUCGAUCAGCGCCCGCCCCCGUCGUUUUCUGGCCGGUCGGUAACCUACGAUGGCUACCCCACGGCGAUGCGUCGCUCCUCUCUGGCGCGAUCGACUUCGUCCGCCUCGUCUCCAGAGUCGAUGGUCUCCGAUGUCUCGUCGAUGUCGUCGCGUUCUUCCCGCUCUUCCUCCAUCUCGUCGAGUGCGUCUGGGACUUGCGCGCCUAUCCAGUCUCGGCUGGCUAUCAAGGCGACUCGUCGCUGCGCCAACAACGCGCUGAAGGAGUGCCGGAAGAACCUGAUCAUUGCCUCUCCGAUCGAUGAGACAGCGCUAGCGGGAAUCUACAACUCCCCGGAAUCGUACGUUGGUUCUGCACCGCAGGUGCCGGAUCUGUCCAAUUUCUCGUUGAAUACUCCCAUCGAUUUAACUGCCCACGAAGCCGCUCAGGGUCUCUGUGAGCUAUCGGGCGCUGUACCCCGCUCUCACCCGACGCCGGAGCCUGUCCCGGAGACACGACGCUGCCGAAAGCGCGGUCGCACCGCGUCGGAAGACAUGAUUCUGCAGACCAACGUCCGCCAGAUCAUGGGCAUCAAUCCGGGCAAGUCGGAGGCGGUAGUAUUGACUGACCGCAACGUUGCUGAGUCCUUCAUGCUUCCGCAGCCGAAAGGCUUGCAGUCACCGUCCACUUCUCAGUUUGGCUCGCUGCGCUUGCCGGUCCCUCUAUCCGGUCCUCAUGGCACGGGCAGCUUGAAGCGUGCAUGCUGCGGCAGCGAGGCCCGGCCGUUUCUGCUGAACGCUGCCGGUCGGUCCAAGACCUUUAACUGA
This is a messenger RNA of Paecilomyces variotii, 2160 nucleotides long. Its product is annotated as putative G1/S-specific cyclin Pcl5. Lineage: Eukaryota; Fungi; Ascomycota; Eurotiomycetes; Eurotiales; Thermoascaceae. The coding region runs from base 1 to 2160 and encodes 719 amino acids. Gene Ontology annotation, cellular component: cyclin-dependent protein kinase holoenzyme complex; nucleus. Gene Ontology annotation, molecular function: cyclin-dependent protein serine/threonine kinase regulator activity; protein kinase binding. Gene Ontology annotation, biological process: regulation of cyclin-dependent protein serine/threonine kinase activity. The transcript has 2 exons. The record is from RefSeq and is a predicted model, not a curated record.